Messenger RNA from Nanorana parkeri, 1887 nucleotides. Its product is annotated as gastrula zinc finger protein XlCGF26.1-like. The transcript has a single exon. NCBI's taxonomy places the organism in Eukaryota, Metazoa, Chordata, Amphibia, Anura, Dicroglossidae. The record is from RefSeq and is a predicted model, not a curated record. Bases 1 to 1887 code for a protein of 628 amino acids. Gene Ontology annotation, biological process: regulation of transcription by RNA polymerase II. Gene Ontology annotation, molecular function: DNA-binding transcription factor activity, RNA polymerase II-specific; RNA polymerase II transcription regulatory region sequence-specific DNA binding. Gene Ontology annotation, cellular component: nucleus.
AUGGAAGCUAAGAGUGACGUCACCCCCGCUGAGCGUAGAGAAGGCCACAGUGAGAGGCCAUGUAUGAGGAACAGACAGAAUGCUGAGAACCCAUCUGAUGUGGUCACCAUUGGUGAACAGGAAGGCGGAACCCAAGCCAGUGUUAAAAACGACCCAGAUUGGAAUAACGAUGAAGACUUCACUGGUCCUACCACUCCACCCCAGCUUGAUAUUGAAUCUGUUCAGAUUAAAGAAGAGACGCCAUCGUCCGAUGAAGACAUUAUGACUUUUACGGUUCCCGAUUGUCCCCUUCCUCAAUGUCUGCAGGAAUGUGCUACCAGCCAGGCUUCACAAGGAAGCUUCGAUUGCUCGGAAUGUAGCCAACACUUUUCAAGUGAGGAGGAUCUUCCAACUCAUCAGGAGAGCCACCAAGGAGCAGGUGUGGAUAACGUGGAGCCACCUUUAGAUAGCUCUGGUCCACAUGGCCAACGGAAGCCUUCAGAGCUCUUUAUAUGCACUUACUUGAACUGCCAGAGACACUUUAUAAAUAAGGCGGGUCUGAAAACUCACCAGAAGAGUCACGAAAAAGCCAAUGUGCACCUAAAUCCGGCCUCAGACACUUCUUGUCUGAAGGAUCAACAGAAGCUAGCAAACCUUUUUAUAUGUUCUUAUUCCGAAUGCCAGAAACUCUUUGUGAACAAAGAUGAUCUGCUGACUCAUCAGGAGAGUCACCAAGGACAAAAUGUACGUUUAGAGUCGCCAGUAGAUGGGUCUGGUUUACCCGUCCAGAAGACUUCAUCGAAACUCUUCAUAUGUUCGCACUGUGGGAAGUCGUACAACCAUAUAUCGCUCUACAAAGUCCACAUGAGGGUCCACACGGGGGACAAACCUUUUUCCUGUAGUGACUGCGGCAAAUGCUUCACCCGCAAGUCAGAGCUGAUCGCUCACCAGAGGAUUCAUACUGGGGAGAAGCCCUAUGCUUGCUCAGUGUGCAGCAAGAGGUUCACAAACCAGUCCGGCGUGAUUGCACACGAGAGGAUUCACACAGGCGAGAAACCCUUUGCCUGCACCGAAUGCGGGAAAAGUUUUACUGACCGGUCCGGGCUCUAUACGCACAAGCGAGUCCACACCGGUGAGCGCCCCUUUGAAUGUUCCGAUUGCGGGAAACGCUUUCAGACUCGAUCGCUCUUGAUCACACACCAGCGAACUCAUACCGGGGAGACUCCGUUCCCUUGCCUCGAAUGUGGGAAAAGCUUCGCAAGAAGUUCUGUCCUUUCCGCACACCAGAGGACGCACACGCAGGAUAAGCCACACGUCUGUAAAGAGUGCGGGAAGAGGUUCGCCAGCAACACCAAUCUGGAGACCCACCAAAGGAUACACUCUGGUGAGAAGCCAUUUGUUUGCCUCGAGUGCGGCAAAUGCUUUUCAGACCGUUCAUGCUUCUCCGUGCAUAAGCGGGUUCACACUGGCAUCCAGCCCUAUACCUGCGUCCAGUGUGGGAAGAGUUUCCCUAGUCGCUCUCACCUCAUCCGGCAUGAGCGCAUUCACACAGGAGAGAAACCAUUUUCGUGCCCUGUGUGCUCAAAGAGCUUCAACUGUAAAACGAGUUUGGUGGGCCACCAACUCAUCCAUACGGGAGAGAAACCAUUCUCCUGCCCGGAAUGUGGCAAGUGUUUCCGUGGCCGGUCAGCUGUCAUCACUCAUAGGAGAAUUCACACGGGUGAAAAACCAUUUUCCUGUUCAGAGUGUGGGAAGUGUUUCUCCGACCAGUCGGGUCUUAUCACACAUCGGAAGAUUCAUCGUGGCAAUAAGCAAUACGAGUGCCCGGACUGCGGAAAAUGCUUUGUGCUGAAGCACUACCUGACCCGACAUUUGACCACUCAUGUGGUUAAAGUGACAAUUACCUAG